Molecule: messenger RNA, 1427 nt
Organism: Nanorana parkeri
Lineage: Eukaryota; Metazoa; Chordata; Amphibia; Anura; Dicroglossidae
Gene: ALG10
Product: ALG10, alpha-1,2-glucosyltransferase
Exons: 4
Coding region: 15-1427 (470 amino acids)
Biological process (GO): protein N-linked glycosylation; dolichol-linked oligosaccharide biosynthetic process
Cellular component (GO): endoplasmic reticulum
Molecular function (GO): dolichyl pyrophosphate Glc2Man9GlcNAc2 alpha-1,2-glucosyltransferase activity
Source: RefSeq, a predicted model, not a curated record
UGUGACGCAUUAAAAUGGACAAGCUUGAAGGAUAUUAUUUUUCUGCUCUGUUUAGUGGCUGUUUUCUUCUAUCCAGCCUACUCUUCUCAAAAAUCACACGAGAACAGAGAGACCCAUACAUGGAUGAAGUCUUCCACAUCCCCCAAGCUCAGCACUACUGCCAGGGACACUUUAAUCAGUGGGAUCCUAUGAUCACAACUUUGCCUGGCCUGUAUCUGACAUCUGUGGGUAUUGUGAAACCUGUUGCCUGGAUGUUUGGAUGGAGCAAGAAUGUCAUCUGCUCCUCGGGAAUGCUGCGAUUUAUUAACCUCCUGUUCAGUCUGGGCAACCUGUACAUGUUCUAUUUAAUCCUUAACAAGUUACACACAAGGGUAAAAAAUGUUUCAGUUGUGAAAAGAAUCUUAUUCAUUUUUACGCUUUAUGUAUUUCCCACUUUAUUUUUUUUCACAUUCCUCUACUACACAGAUGCGGGAUCUACAUUUUUUGUCCUUUUCACUUAUUUAAUGUGCCUCUAUGGAAAUCAUAAAAGCGCAGCUCUUCUAGGGUUUUGUGCAUUUUUGUUCCGCCAGACAAACAUCAUCUGGAUCAUUUUCUGUGCUGGAAACGUUAUAGCUGAAAAGGUGACGGACGCUUGGAGGACACAUCUGAAGAAGACCGAUGAAAAAGUUUCCUCUAAAGGUGCUUUUUCAGAAGUAACAGCAGUUGUAAGAUUCCUUAUCCAAUACUCCUUGUAUCCCAGGAACAUCCUGACACUUUUGAGGUUAACCUGGCCAUAUGUCACUUUAGUUCUUGGUUUCCUGGCUUUUAUUGUAAUCAAUGGUGGCAUAGUAGUAGGCGACAGAAGCAAUCAUGAGGCCUGUUUGAAUUUCCCCCAGCUGUUUUAUUUUUUUGCUUUUACAUUGGUAUUUUCUUUUCCAGUCAUCAUUUCAACUCAGAAGAUUGCAGAUUUCCUCAAGUCGGUUUGGAAACAUCCUUUCCUAUACACAACUUUAGCUUGCCUGUUUCUGUUUUUAAUAUGGAAGUUCACUUAUGUUCACAAAUAUCUGAUUGCUGAUAAUCGACAUUACACAUUUUACGUCUGGAAAAAAAUAUUCCAGAGACAUGAAUUGGUAAGGUAUUUGUUGGUUCCUUUAUAUCUUUUUGCAGCUUGGAGUUUUAUAGAUGCUCUUAAGUCCAAGUCCAUACUGUGGCUCAUGAUGUUCCUUGUGUGUAUAUUGGCUGCUACUAUUCCUCAGAAAUUAAUGGAGUUCCGUUAUUUCAUCCUUCCAUACCUCAUCUUUAAAGUAAAUACAUCAAUUCCAUCUACUGGCAAGCUAAUUCUAGAGUUGUCACUCUAUAUUGCUAUCAAUAUAUUUACAUUCUACUUGUUUCUGAAUCAGACUUUUCAUUGGCCUGAUAGUGAAGACACUCAGAGAUUUAUGUGGUGA